Suncus etruscus (white-toothed pygmy shrew) is the source of this 2764-nucleotide messenger RNA. It is a transcript of the gene BCL6, whose product is annotated as BCL6 transcription repressor. The transcript is spliced from 10 exons. NCBI's taxonomy places the organism in Eukaryota, Metazoa, Chordata, Mammalia, Eulipotyphla, Soricidae. Bases 528 to 2642 code for a protein of 704 amino acids. Gene Ontology annotation, biological process: regulation of immune system process; negative regulation of transcription by RNA polymerase II; regulation of cytokine production. The record is from RefSeq and is a predicted model, not a curated record. Gene Ontology annotation, molecular function: protein binding.
UGAAUCCCUGCCACUCGUCAAGGUGAUAUGGCAGUUCUGGGGUUUUUCGGCCGGCUGAUGGAAGGUCCUAGCAGGCUGGUGGUUGAAGCUAGUUAGAGGACAGAUUUAGGUAUUCCAGAGGCACUCAGGAAUCUCGUCCUUGAGGGGGGAGGAGAGGUUUGUAAAUAAGUUUCAGAUGUCUCUUAAGCAUUCUUCAAAGAGAGGCAAUCAUUGAACGUUGAUUCAGAACUAUGUGGUGUGUCUCUCUUGGCCCCUCUCUUGGUAUGCCGGGGAGAGGAGGAACUAGGUUCUUUUGUCUUUUUCUGUCCUCUCCCUUCCACUCCUCCCCCCAAUUCUCUUCCCCACCCCCACUCACUCACAUGCACACACUAACCUUGAAGCCGAUGGGAUUGAGUGACUGGCACUUGGGACCACAGAGAAAUGUCAGAGUGUUUGGUUACAGACCCAAGGAAACCUCUCAUUUAGAGUACUCAUUUGGUUUUAAGCAAAAUUUUGGACUGUGAAUCUUGGCAUUGGGUGACAACAAAAUGGCCUCGCCGGCGGACAGCUGUAUCCAGUUCACCCGCCAUGCCAGUGACGUUCUUCUUAACCUUAAUCGCCUGCGGAGUCGAGACAUCUUGACUGAUGUUGUCAUAGUGGUGAGCCGUGAGCAGUUCAGAGCCCAUAAGACAGUCCUCAUGGCCUGCAGUGGCCUCUUCUACAGCAUCUUCACAGACCAGUUGAAAUGCAACCUUAGUGUGAUCAAUCUGGAUCCUGAGAUCAAUCCUGAGGGGUUUUGCAUUCUCCUGGACUUCAUGUACACAUCCCGGCUUAAUUUGCGGGAGGGCAACAUCAUGGCCGUGAUGGCCACAGCUAUGUAUCUGCAGAUGGAGCAUGUUGUGGACACUUGCCGGAAGUUUAUCAAGGCCAGUGAAGCAGAAAUGGUUUCUGCCAUCAAGCAUCCUCGGGAGGAGUUCCUGAACAGUCGGAUGCUGAUGCCCCAAGACAUCAUGGCCUAUCGGAGUCGUGAGAUGGUGGAAAACAAUCUACCACCUCCAAGGAAUGGGUGUGAGAGCAGAGCCUUUGCUCCCAGCUUGUAUGGUGGCCUGUCUACACCUCCAGCCUCUUAUCCUGUGUACAGCCACCUUCCGGUCAGCAGCUUCCUCUUCUCUGAUGAAGAGCUGAGAGAUGCCCGAAUGCCUGUGGCCAACCCCUUCCCCAAAGAGCGAGCCCACCCCUGUGAUAGUGCCAGGCCAAUCCCUGGUGAGUACAGCCGACCAGCCAUGGAGAUAUCCCCUAGCAUGUGCCACAACAUCUAUUCACCCAAGGAAAUGGCUUCAGAGGAGGCACGGAGUGACAUGCACUACACCGUGACUGAGGGCCCCAAGCCUGCUGCCCCCACUGCCCGGAAUGUCUCAUACUUCUCCUGUGACAAGGCUGGCAAAGAUGAAGAAAGGCCCUCCUCUGAGGAUGAGAUUGCCCUCCAUUUUGAGCCCUCCAAUGCACCACUGAACCGGAAGGGUCUGGUUAGUCCCCAGAGUCCCCAGAAGUCUGACUGCCAGCCCAACUCACCUACAGAGUCCUGUAGUAGCAAGAAUGCCUGUAUCCUCCAGGCCUCUGGCUCCCCUCCAGCCAAGAGCCCCACUGACCCCAAAGCCUGCAACUGGAAGAAAUACAAGUUCAUUGUGCUCAACAAUCUCAACCAGAAUGCCAAACCAGAGGGUUCUGAGCAGACCGAGCUGGGCCGCCUUUCCCCUCGAACCUACAACGCCCCAUCGGUAUGCCAACCACCCAUGGAGACUGAGAAUCUUGACCUCCAGUCCCCAACCAAGCUCAGCACUAGUGGAGAGGACUCCACCAUCCCACAAGCAAGCCGACUCAACAAUAUUGUCAACCGGUCCCUGACAGGCUCCCCCCGCAGCAGCAGCGAGGGCCACUCACCACUCUACCUGCACCCCCCCAAGUGCACAGCUUGUGGCUCUCAGUCCCCGCAGCAUACAGAGAUGUGCCUCCAUACUACCGGCCCCACCUUCCCUGAGGAGAUGGGAGAGACCCAAUCUGAGUACUCAGAUUCUAGCUGUGAGAAUGGGGCCUUCUUCUGCAAUGAGUGUGACUGCCGCUUCUCUGAGGAGGCCUCCCUCAAGAGGCACACGCUGCAGACCCACAGUGACAAACCUUACAAGUGUGAUCGCUGCCAGGCCUCCUUCCGCUACAAGGGCAACCUCGCCAGCCACAAGACCGUCCAUACGGGUGAGAAACCCUAUCGUUGUAACAUCUGUGGAGCACAGUUCAACCGGCCAGCCAACCUGAAAACCCAUACUCGAAUUCACUCUGGAGAGAAGCCCUACAAAUGCGAGACUUGUGGCGCCAGAUUUGUGCAGGUGGCCCACCUCCGUGCCCAUGUGCUCAUCCAUACUGGCGAGAAGCCCUACCCCUGUGAAAUCUGUGGCACCCGUUUUCGGCACCUUCAGACUCUGAAGAGUCACCUGCGAAUCCACACAGGAGAGAAACCUUACCAUUGUGAGAAGUGUAACCUGCAUUUCCGUCAUAAAAGCCAGCUGCGCCUGCACUUGCGCCAGAAACAUGGUGCCAUCACCAAUACCAAGGUGCAAUACCGCGUGUCCGCCACCGACCUGCCCCCGGAGCUCCCCAAAGCCUGCUGAAGCAUGGAGUGUUGAUGCUUUCCAUUCAGCCCCUUUCAGAAUCUACCCAAAGGAUACUGUAACACUUUAUGAUGUUCAUCCCUGAUGUGGUACCCUCCUUCAUCCACUAGGUGCAAAUCAUA